AUGGCACCUAUCAGGAGGUCGGACUGGAGGCUUGUGGCCUCGAACCCCAUCAGGUGGUUGGGGUCGAGGUCGGCAACGGACAGGAUGGAGACCCUUGAGCAAUUGGACUUGAGGCCGGCCGUAGGAACCGUCAAGUGGCCGGCGACGGACGAGACGGAAACCCUCGGGUGGUCGGGCUGGAGGCCGGCGGUGGAACCCAUCAGGGGGCAAGCGACGGACCAGACUGAGCAAAAGAUCAGCUCCAUCAAACAGGCUAAAGAGCAGCAGGUGGCCGAGGCCCGGAGGAAGGCCACGCCCGUGGUGGGAGACAUGAGGCCGCUGGCUGAUGCCUUGCCAGAGCUUUGUCAGCUAAUCACUCCCGCUGCCACAGCCCCCACCGCUCGCCACAAGAGCAGGAAAAGCAAAACACCCAUGAAGAGACCAGAGCCGACUGACUUCAGUCAGAUGAAACAGUCCCAGAAACGCAAACUCCUGGAAACGGAGACCAGCCGGUUCAGCAACGCGGUAAAGACGCUGUCUGCCAAAAUGAACCCUCUUGCUAACAAUAGCAAUGGCUGAACUGUGGGAGGCUGAUGUGCCUCCACAAACAUAGACAGUUGAAUUUAUCAGGGAAACCCAACGUCAAGGACAUAGAACCUUAUGGCACAUCACACCUCUGGGCUUAAGGAUGCUGGUUAAAAACAACAGCAUGCGUGUAUUUGUAAGGUAUCCUUUCACAUUUAUUAUCCACAUUUCUGUUGCAGUAAUGAAUCCAUUUAAAAUUAAGGCUCAUUUCAAAUGUCUGUUUUCAGUGCAGACAUUUUUACAACAAAUCUGCCUUCUUUCUACCAACACCAACAUACCCACUUGUCUAUUUUCGGCAUCUUAUGAUUGUGCUGUAUUGAGAAUAAGAUCAGCUCCCAACUCUGAGUGACUCAUCAGCAAUAACCAUAGCAACUCCUCUGAUCCAUGUAAAUGAACAUCUUGUCAGGGCAACACUGAACCACAAGCUGAGUGAAAAUAUUGUCAAACUGUCACCAGGAAGCAGAUCAACAUGUUUGGGGAGCAGUGGGACUCACUGUGCAUGCUGCACAUCUUACUCAACAUGUUUGUGGGAAUGUGGACACUUCGGAUUAAAGGAUAAUUCCAGUUUAUGUUAA
This is a messenger RNA of Stegastes partitus (bicolor damselfish), 1139 nucleotides long. Its product is annotated as protein FAM207A-like. NCBI's taxonomy places the organism in Eukaryota, Metazoa, Chordata, Actinopteri, Pomacentridae. The record is from RefSeq and is a predicted model, not a curated record. Gene Ontology annotation, biological process: maturation of SSU-rRNA from tricistronic rRNA transcript (SSU-rRNA, 5.8S rRNA, LSU-rRNA). The transcript is spliced from 4 exons. The coding region runs from base 1 to 558 and encodes 185 amino acids. Gene Ontology annotation, cellular component: 90S preribosome; nucleolus; preribosome, small subunit precursor.